UUAAUGAUUUUAAUAUUUCAGAAUGAAAUGUUUGUGAAAGCCUAAACAAUGAAUGAAUCCGUGUAUAGGGUCUGGAAACCGAUGAUAUGAUCAGAAGAAAGUUUUCAUGCGUAAAAUACAGUUUAGUAAUAUUUCUGGUCUUCUUCCUAUAUUUGCAAACACAUGUUUCAAAGGAUGUUGUUAGAGAAGGGAAGGGGGAGGGAGGAAGCAAAUAUCUGGAUGAUCUCAGGUUGGGGCGGGUACCCCAGGAGGAGGUGUACGGCCAGGACGCCGAGGACAAGAAGGUAAACGAGGAGGAGGAGGCGGAGGAGAGAAGGAGGGGGAAGAAUGGAGGUAAAGGGGAGGAGGAAGGGGGAGAAGAAGAGGAACAAACUGGAGAAAGAAAACCUUUAGAAAGUUUGUCGGGAGAGAGAGUUCAUGGAUAA
Molecule: messenger RNA, 425 nt
Organism: Eurytemora carolleeae
Lineage: Eukaryota; Metazoa; Arthropoda; Copepoda; Calanoida; Temoridae
Product: neurofilament light polypeptide-like
Exons: 4
Coding region: 87-425 (112 amino acids)
Source: RefSeq, a predicted model, not a curated record